Molecule: messenger RNA, 1653 nt
Organism: Ciona intestinalis (vase tunicate)
Lineage: Eukaryota; Metazoa; Chordata; Ascidiacea; Phlebobranchia; Cionidae
Source: RefSeq, a predicted model, not a curated record
UUGUUUUGUCACAAUCAAUGUUAAUUCUAGUAUUUUGAGUUCUAAAACUUUUCAUGGUGUCAGAAUAGUUGGUACUGUGACGUAAUAGACAGACUAGAACUAUUACAAACAGUCUCGUCAAUAAUAUGAGUGAAAGAUACGACUUCCUGUUCAAAUUCCUUGUAAUAGGAAGCGCUGGUGUUGGUAAAUCGUGUGUUUUGCAUCAAUUACUCAACAACAAAUUCAAUGAUGAUUCCACUCACACCAUCGGUGUAGAAUUUGGAUCUCGAAUUUGCAAUGUUGGUGGAAAGUCAAUCAAGUUACAAAUAUGGGAUACUGCUGGUCAGGAAAGGUUUAGAUCCGUGACACGAAGUUAUUACAGGGGAGCUGCUGGUGCAAUUCUGUGUUAUGACAUCACAAGAAGAGAUACUUUCAACUCAUUAACCGACUGGCUGACUGACGCUAAAACUUUAGCAAGUCCAAACAUUGUAAUUGUUCUUUGUGGAAACAAGAAAGAUUUAGAAGCAGAAAGAGAAGUUACUUUCCUGGAAGCUUCAAGAUUUGCUCAGGAAAAUGAAAUCCUCUUCCUUGAAACAAGUGCAGUAACUGGCGAGAAUGUUGAAGAUAGUUUCAAUAAAUGUGCAAAGUCUAUUCUCACAAGGAUUGAAGCAGGUGAAAUUGACCCUGAACGAAUGGGAUCUGGUAUCCAAUAUGGUGACUCAGCAUUAAGACAAUUACGCAGCACAAAUCGACAAAGGAACGUCACGCCGACAAUCGAAGAUAAAUGUAAAUGUGCUUGACGCAUCACUUCUGUUUCAAACACUAUUAUGUUAAAUACCGGUACAUUUUGUUUUGCACCUAUCCACUAUUACACUGAUGCUUGAGCAUUAUUCUGCCUAUCUGCUUGUGCUGUUAUGCCAACACAAUGGGUAUUGUGGCAGAACAAUUGCCAUACAAUCAACAAUAUGACAUCAGUUAGUCAUAUUGUAUAACCAAAACAAAUUUCCCAUUUUUUUUUUAAAUGCGUGAAAAUUGUUUCAACUGUAACUGACUGUAACAAUUAUAAUCUUUAUUUACUCCCAAACACUGUUAACUCUCUAUGUGGUCAUCAUACACCUUAAUUUAUUGCACAAUUAUAAACAUUAAGUAAAUCAAUAAGGUCACGGACUACAAUGUUUAAAUUUUUACCAAUAUCUCCACGCAUUGGGAACCUCAUUGAUUAAUGUGGCGAAUGCAAUAUACUUUGGCUCUGCUGUUUUAGACUUAAAAACUGGGAUGCCUAAACUCAUACUAUAAACCCUUAUUUAAAAGUUAAAGUAACAUGGCACCCCAUGCAAUCCUAACAUUACACUUGCGUGGAACUUUAUCACAACCCCCUAACCACUGCCUCAUGAGGACAAUGUAUUUCUGCAUGGUUGACCUAAUUUGCAUUAUUUAAGUUUCAUGAUUUUAAUGUAAAGAUGACAUUGCCACCAUAGAAGCAGUGCUACAUAAUAUAUGAGUGCAAUAUAUUGUACAUUGUGUUCCAUCUAUGUUUCAACCAUCUGUAUUUUAUGUCUACACCAACUGGUUUGCUUUGUUGAUGUGCUCAUUACAUAUAUGGGUGUUAUUCAUUGUAUAUUAUCAAUCUGUGCUUUUUGUUUAUAAACUAUUUCAAAAACUAUCCAUCCAAAA